Colletotrichum destructivum is the source of this 2826-nucleotide messenger RNA. RefSeq names its product Putative transcription factor IIIC subunit 5, HTH domain-containing protein. The record is from RefSeq and is a predicted model, not a curated record. Gene Ontology annotation, cellular component: transcription factor TFIIIC complex. Lineage: Eukaryota; Fungi; Ascomycota; Sordariomycetes; Glomerellales; Glomerellaceae. Gene Ontology annotation, molecular function: RNA polymerase III type 1 promoter sequence-specific DNA binding; RNA polymerase III type 2 promoter sequence-specific DNA binding. Bases 627 to 2693 code for a protein of 688 amino acids. Gene Ontology annotation, biological process: transcription initiation at RNA polymerase III promoter. The transcript has 4 exons.
UUCUUUGGGAACGACCAGUUGACAUUGGACGACUUGGCCGCCUGAGGCGUCUAAAACGCAGUAAACGGUGUUGUUGGCUGGCAAUUGCUAAUGGACACGUCGCGUGCCCUAGAUUUCUCGUCUGUGUACAGACAGAUAUGGAGUUCCCUCUUUCUCACUCUCUCGUUUGAACACGCCGAGUUUAUUCACCUGGCAAGAUUCGUACCUUGUAAUAAACGGGUCACACCAAAAUAAAAUUCUUUGCAAUGCCUUCAUCUGAAUUGUCUGCUGCAGUCAAGCACAUGUCAACCUAGCCUUCAUUUUAGUACAGUGCAGGGACUGUUUGCCGCCCCCGUUUGCCGCCUCCAGCGCAUAGGGGAUUACCGUAGCUGUGAAAGCAGGACUGCAUUCGCACCGUGCCUCAUUCAUCAACAAUCUCAGCUGCUCGGAACAGCAUUAGACAUUCCAGUGCAGCGUUAAGGCGCUGAGCUCAACCUCAGCCGGAACGGCCUGAAAUUCGACUUGGCGACUCUGUUCACGUUCAACGAGACAGGGUCUCAUGAGGCCUUAAAAUCAGAAACAGCUGAUCAGCCAGCCCCGUGCAGCAAUUGAGUGCGACGUCAAACCCAUAGGUGGAAGACAGCGACAUGCAAUCUAUCGACAUUGACAUCGAAGAUGAGCGUAUCAACAGCGACAUGAUGGAUGAGAGCGCUCACGAGGGCCUUCAACCCAAUGGAACGCGCGGUCGCCCUUCAGCAGCCCAGCAAAAUAGCAACUCGGCACCCCGGUACCCAAUCCCCAAGAGGGCCAUGGGUGCCGUCGAAGUUCCCAUGAUUGUCAUGAACCUGGAUCGAACAGAAAAGGCAUUUGGUAACAUCUCGUCUUUUCACAAUAUCCUGGACACGGAGCGCAACACGAUCCCGUUCUAUCUCAACCCCGAGAGCCCCUUCCGCAGGCCCAUCAUGUCUCAUAGUGCCACCAGCCACAACGUGGUUUUAAAGAUCACGGUGCCGAAGCGGACCGGCAGAAAGCGGAAGAGGGGGUCCGACGGCCCAUGGGAGGGCGAGGUCGAGAUGACCGACAUCCCCAGGUCGGGCCCUUCGAGAGAGCAGAUCUACUCAAGGUCCAGGUUGGACAACCCAAAGGUUUUGCGGCGGAAAAUGCACGACAAUGUCGACAGUUACGAUGUGGAGGCCGUCGGCGUCAUCAAACACACGCACCGCUUCAGAGGCAUGGCAGACUUCCACUGGGGCCUCGAGCAGUCUCCUUUCAUAUCGAGAUUCAUGAACCAGGUCAUGCCUGGCGACAUCACGCAGAUGAGGGACUUCAAGUUUGUCGACGGCGUGGACCAGGGGCCGAACGUAGACAUCAUCCCGCCGCCGGUGUGGACGCCGAUGACCUUGCCCUUCAUCUACAACUACUCCCAGAACCCCUACGUUCGCUCGGAGCUCGAUCAGGCUGGCCAGACCAAGCUCAUCAAUACUCAACUGCCGACCCUUAUCGGCUACUUCCUCAAGGCGGACCAGUACCCGAUUCCGGACGGGCCGCAGUCACCCUACGACGGUACCGACGAGGAGGUCACACAUUGUAUCGCACGCAUGCAAGAAGCGAUGGAGGAACGCCCCAUCUGGACACGCCGGUCGCUCAUGAACAAGCUCGGCUCCAUCGUCCGCAACGCCAAUGUAAUGAAGCGCUGCGUCGGCUACGUCGGCUACCAAUUCAGGGGCGGGCCCUGGCGUGAUGCUAUCAUCAAAUACGGCAUCGACCCACGCACCGAUCCGGCCUACCGGAUGUACCAGACAAUGAUCUUCAACAUGCGCAAACUGCAAGCAGGCCACAUUGGCGAGACAUGGCAUGCAAUCCGCAGCCUGCGCACCGAGCAGCGCCAGCCGCAGGGCGACAACCACGAGUCCCACGUCUUCGACGGCAAGUCGUACUGGACAGACGGCAAGGUUUGGCAGAUCUGCGACAUAUCCGACCCGCUCAUCGCAAAACUCUUCGCCGAGGCGCCGCAGCGGCCCGAGGUGGACAUCUAUAACAGCGGUUGGUAUCACCAGGGUACGUGGGCCAAGGCCAAGGGCAUCAUGAAGACCAAGAUGAUUGCAAUCCAGUUCGGUCGCAAACUCAAGGAUGAUGACUUUUCGGGCAUCUUUGACGUGCGCGACACGACGCCGCCGCCAGGCGCCUCGAGCGUCCACGUGCCACUGCCGGACCUCGAGCUCACCGACGCCGAGAAGCGUGUGCUAUACGGCCGCCGCUUCAAGGAGCCCAAGAAGAAGCGCAAGGGCACCGCCUACCGCGUCACAAAGUCUAACGGACCGCGCGGCGUGGCCGCUGCGGCGGCGGCGGGCAGCAGUACGGGCACGCCAAAUCCGGAGACGAGUAUACAGGAGGAGCUCAUGUCAGCCGGGGAAGACAGUCUCGAAGAGGAUGACAGUGAGGGUGAUGACGACGAGGAUGGCGAUUUUGACGACGACGGGCGCGUUUUUGCGCCUGUGUCUGGUCUUGACGAGGCCAUGGAGGAGGUUGGCGAAGAGUACGGCGAUGAGGACGAGGAUGGGGAGGGCUAUGGGUACGAUGAAGAUGGCGAGGAGUAUGAUGAUGCGCAUGCCCACGAUAACGCGGGCGAGACGCAUUCCAACGAUGUGUAUGCGGCAGAGCAGCUCGGUGAAGCGGACAUGGACGUGGCUUAUCCCUCAGAAGCUUUGCCAUGAUGGACUGCCAAGAAGCGAAGGAAAAGGGACAUGCCGCAGAAUAGCAGCUGCUACACUGCAGACAUGAUCCGGUCUUAUGAAGGGCAAAUCCAAGACACAACGGGGUCGCUUUACGCGAUGCGUUUUUUUUUUC